Messenger RNA from Aspergillus japonicus CBS 114.51, 980 nucleotides. RefSeq lists its product as uncharacterized. The record is from RefSeq and is a predicted model, not a curated record. The transcript has 4 exons. Bases 1 to 957 code for a protein of 318 amino acids. Lineage: Eukaryota; Fungi; Ascomycota; Eurotiomycetes; Eurotiales; Aspergillaceae.
AUGAGCGAAAAGGCCGGUGGCAAGACGUUCGGAACCCUCAGCAUACGAACCAUCGCGCUCUUUGGGGCCAACGGUCAAGUUGGAAAGGCUGCUUUGGAGGCUCUAAUGCGUUGCAAAGAUCCUCCCAUUCACAUUCUUGCAUUUCGUGUCGAUCUGAACAUCGUGGCUUGCAACAACCUGGCCACUAUUCUUGCUGAUGGCAAAGCUGAUGUUGUGAUCAGCGCUCUUGGUGGCCAAAUUAUCAACGAGCAAGGCCUCGUCCAAGACGCGGCUGCACAAGCAGGGGUCAAGCGAUUUUAUCCCAGUGAAUUUGGGAUGCAUCAAGUAGUCUGGUUGCCAGACGAACCAGCCUAUGUUCAUCCUAUCUGGGAUGUGAAGCUAAGAUGCUUCGAGGAGGCUAUUCGACACCCCGCGAUCAAAAGCGGCUCAAUGAACUAUACGGUGAUCGGAUGCUCCGACUCCUAUGAUGCCGCCAAAGAGCCGCUAUUCUGCCCCUGGCUGGAAAUCGAUACAAAUCUCACUCACAAUGGUUACACAAUCCAUUGCGUCGGAGAUCCAGAAGCUAAGAUGGAUUAUUCGACUUUCAACGACACCGGCAAUUUUCUCGUGGCCACUCUCCGUCGCCCAGAGCUAUCGGAAAACAGAUGCUUAGGGUUCAGGAGUGAUCAGCUCAGCUUCGCGGAGGUUGGAGAUGUUCUGCAGAAGUACUCAGGCAGGCCCGUCAGGCUAGAGGUGAUCCUAGUCGACCAAGUGAAGGAUAUCCUUAAGAACCCCUCGUCUGCGCCCGUCGAGUGGUGCAGAAAAAGUACCUUUCCGACUGACUUCUUUCUUACGAUCAGGUGUGCUCAAGGCCAGGGUGUGUUUUGGAGACCCCCUGGAUUCUUACACCACCAUCUUUUCCCUGAGGUUCAGCCGGUUACAGUAGCCGAGUACUUCAAGAAGUUGUUCGCAAAGUGAGAUUGCUUGCACUGAAACUGCCG